AUGAUGCACCGAUGUAUCUUGCUAUUGGGCACGGCACUUCCCCUGUUUGUUUACGCGUACACUGUUUCACCCAACAUCGGUAGUAUAGGAGCUGUCUUCGACGCCGCCGACUAUAACCACUUCAACGGCGUGUUUUAUCAAACAUUCCAAGAGAACCGGCUCCUCCAUCAAUCAAACCUAACACUCACCGCUUUUGCCACGCCCCUGCAGGAAGAUUCGAGCAUAUACACAUCCUUUCUCUCCCUGUGCUCCUUCCUGCAGGGACGCAACUUCCGGGCGCUCCUUGUGGUCGGCCGAGAGGAGACAGUGCAGAGGGUGGGGCUGGUGGCCCAGCCCCUUGGGAUUCCGGUGAUCGCCCUCACCACGGAUUCUGUUGUGGAAAGACAUGUGCAGGCCCACAACCCAUUGUUGCUCAUGCUGCGGCCCUCCCAGGCGGACCAAGCUAAGGCGUAUCUCCAAUUCUUUCAAGCUAACUUCUGGUUUAACCUCAUCCUCAUUGUGCAAGACUCACUCCUCUCUGAUGGCUUCUACGAACAAAUGAAGAAAAAUGUCACCGAUGCAUCAAAGUGGAAUAUCAACACUAAAAUCAUACCAGAAUCUUUCGAUGCAAAGAAACUGCAAUCACUAGCUACCUCACUUCUCCAAAAGGAACCAAAGAUUGUUGUGAUUCACGCGGAUUUAUCUUUAGUUCAACGGAUAUUUCAGUCAUUUUAUGAUGCUAAUGUGACGUCAUUAAAUCAUGCGUGGUUUAUAACCGAUUCCAGUUUGACACGUGACUACGAAUAUAUGUCAACAUUCCCCACAGGUACACUGUCUAUAGUACCUAAUUACGCUAUAAAUAUUGAUGAUGUGAUAUUAGAUGGAACCAAUUUUCUUAUUAAGUCUGUGAUACAAGCACCACAUGAAACUCCUAUAUUUAGAGGCUGCUGGAACUAUACACAAUCUUCAAAUCAACAUUUAGGUGAAAAGAUGUUUAGGAUUUUACAGUCCACCACCCUAACGGGUCGGUCAGGAACUAUUGUGUUCGACAAUCAGGGUAAACUCGAUGCUUCUAACUUUGUUGUUCAAAACCUGGUACGGGAAGACGGCCAGACCCCUUUCUGGAGAAGAAUUGGAUACAUUCAGGGGGAGGAUGUGAGCCCGUUUGGUAUAGUGUGGCCAGGAGAAUCAAUUACAAGUCAAAUUGCAUUUGGGAGAAAGAAAUAUAGGAUAGUGACAAACCCUGUAAAGCCGUUUGUCAUGGAUGAAAGCCCUCAUCCCGACUAUGGAUACUGUGCUACCGAGACAACUUGUAUCUAUAUAAACAACACAGGGCGCAAUAAUAUCAUACAUGCCCUGGAGGAUUACAAGAACGGUGUGUUUAACAAAAGCAACCCAUAUGUGCUUAAGUGUUGCAGAGGUCUCUCCGUUGAUUUGCUCAAUAGAUUAGCCAGCGAUCUAGACUUUGACUAUGAGUUGUACAUUGUCUCAGACACAACCUAUGGCAAAGAGGUUAAUGGAUCUUGGAACGGUAUGAUUCGAGAACUCAUGUCUGGGACUGCCCAUAUGGCGGUGGCCGCAUUUAGUAUCACACGAGACCGAGUAAAGGUCAUUGACUUUACUAGUAUUUAUUUCUUCUCAGGAUUUUCUAUACUGUAUACUGAAAAACAAAGAGCCUCAAAUAUGCAAGCUUUCUUGGAUCCAUUUGCUCCUGCUGUGUGGUUUGCCAUUAUCAUUAGUGCCACAUUAACAGCAAUUGCCAUGGGUAUUUUUGAGUGGAAUAGUCCAUUUGGCUUAAAUCCGUGGGGUAAGAAACGAAAACAAAAUUAUACGCUUGCAUCUGGAAUGACGAUGGUAUACUCAGUGCUUUUUGGCCAUACUGUGAAAACUAAAUCUCCAAAAGCUUGGCCUAGUAAAGUUAUGCAAAACCUAUGGGCAUUUUCAUGCAUCUUUGUCAUUGCUAGUUACACUGCAAACUUGGCUGCCUUCAUAGCUGGAAAACAUGCUGGCAUCAUUUACCGGAGCGUUCAUGAUUCUUGGCUUAAUGACAUCAACGUAGGUGUGUUACCAGGGAGCGCGGUAGAAGGGAUAGUGAAGCAGUUGAACCCGCGACUGUGGAGCAAGACCCAGAACUACCUUGUCGACACCACGGACAAUGCCAUCAACAAGCUCAUCAAGGGCGAGUUGGACGCUUAUUUAGGAGAUUAUCCGAUUCUGGACUACGCCCGGGCCAAGCUAGAUCCAGAUUGUAAGCUAAGGCUGCUUACUCAAACAUUUGGGGAGGAUGGGUACGGGAUCGGGCUGCCAAAGGGAUCACCAUUAAAGACUCCAUUAUCAAAGAUGAUAAAUGAGUACCACGAAAGCGGCUACAUUGAAGAUCUUAUUGAUGUCCAUUUUGCUGACUCACGGUGCUACAAACAAAGGAUAAAGUCAGAAGAUUCCCAAUUAGAAGAACAACAUCACGCGGGAAGUUUCGUCAUGCUCUGUGUGGGAAUCGUUGUCGGAAUAUGUGUUCUAUUUUUAGAACAUGCAAUAUUCAAAUGGUGUGUUCCAAAAUUAAGACGGAAACCGGGCCAAAGUCUCUGGAAAAGUGUCCAUGUCAUGUUUUUCAGUCAGCGGCUGCACAGAUCGAUCAAUAGCGCUGAGCUGGUUCCCGCGCACGAGACGGUCCGGGAGAUGCUGGGUAUCUGGAAGAGCAAGGACUUUAUCAAGCUCUUCCAGAAAAAUACCAUCAAGACAAAUAAAAUGGCUGAUGCAGCAAAGCGGAAGCGCCUUAAUAGAAACUUCUUCGACAUCAUUGAAAAGGCGAAAUGGAUGAAGGAGAUGCAGGACAACAAUCUAUUCGGGGACGAGUCCACUCCCUGCUCACCUUCCCCACAAAUCCGGGAGAUCUCACUACGAGAUAUAACACAGGCUGUCGAUCUCAGCGAAUUUCGCAAACAAAACAUGAUAGAAAACCAGGAACAUCUCUUAGAUUUUACUCUUCCAACCAAAGUGAAAGACUUUGAUGAAUCCACUUCCUUGAAUCACCGGUCUGUUAGCCACGAUGGAUUUGAUUGGUCGGCUCAACAAUCAGACUCGCAAGAUAUUUUAACAGGAAUCGCUUCAGAGGACCCUCUGAUAAGCGAGAGUUCAGCAGUUAAUGACCCUCCAACCAUCAAUGAUGCCGAGGAGUUUGGACCUUUUGUGUCGAAUAAUGCACAAGAAGCUCAUACCUACACAUCACCUGUGUUUGAACUCGAGCCUAGUCAUUCUAUUGAGUUAGUGACCGAAACUAAAAGCGGACGAGAACAUUUAUACGAUGUUCCAUUAGAAAUACGACAAUGUGAUUCAAAGGAGAAAAAAACUCCUAAUGGGGAUUUAUUUUCUGACGAAUAUAGACCAAAACGGAAAGAGCUCAGUUUCGCACCAGAAUCACACACCGUACGGAGGAAUUCAUCAGAUCAACUUAAGGAUCAGCACAUGCGAAGGUUAUCAAUUCCAGACACAAAGCCAAAGGACUCUAGAACUUUUCAUCCUAGAAAACGGCAAACAAUUCAUGGUAAUCGAAGGGGAAAAACUAGCACUGGUUUUAAUGUUGAUAAAUUCAGCAAAGAGGAAUUACUGCUCAUGUGGAAAUCGUCUGAGUUGGAAAUGAAUGAAAGAUUGCAGACGGCGGUCAAAGAUAAACAGAGAUUAGAAACUAAGUUAACAGCAUUGAAACUACAAAUGAGUACACCAGUAUGA
This is a messenger RNA of Mya arenaria, 3705 nucleotides long. RefSeq names its product glutamate receptor ionotropic, NMDA 3A-like. Gene Ontology annotation, molecular function: transmitter-gated monoatomic ion channel activity involved in regulation of postsynaptic membrane potential; NMDA glutamate receptor activity. NCBI's taxonomy places the organism in Eukaryota, Metazoa, Mollusca, Bivalvia, Myida, Myidae. Gene Ontology annotation, cellular component: plasma membrane; postsynaptic membrane. The transcript has 9 exons. Gene Ontology annotation, biological process: monoatomic ion transport; synaptic transmission, glutamatergic; modulation of chemical synaptic transmission. The record is from RefSeq and is a predicted model, not a curated record. Bases 1 to 3705 code for a protein of 1234 amino acids.